This is a messenger RNA of Westerdykella ornata, 1466 nucleotides long. RefSeq lists its product as uncharacterized. The transcript has 3 exons. Gene Ontology annotation, molecular function: protein binding. Lineage: Eukaryota; Fungi; Ascomycota; Dothideomycetes; Pleosporales; Sporormiaceae. The coding region runs from base 47 to 1288 and encodes 413 amino acids. The record is from RefSeq and is a predicted model, not a curated record.
CUCCAAAAUUCGCUGAGGGUCUUAUUCCGAGACAUACAUUACCGCUAUGUUGCCGUCCGCGGCAGAAUUAGUUGCCGGAUAUCUCAGAACAAAUGGAUACAAUGAGACACUGGAGAAGUUUAUCGACGAGGCAGGUCUAGAGAAGGGCAGCGGUUCAUCCAACGUCAUAUCCGUUGAGGAUCUUCUUCGGGAAAAGCAAGCAUUUGACCUUAGUUUAAAGUUUGAGAAGCUGGGAACACAUGCUACACAAGCAACCUGGCGGAAGCCAGCACCAUCUGUUCCUACGGUUCUAGGCGCGGUGCCAACCAAAGCCAAUAUUAUUUCAGCGUUCAUGCUGAAUUUGAAAUUGCCAGGAUCGUCUACACCGAGGAAGUGCAUUGCAGCAACGACCGCUGAUAGACGGCUGAAUUUGAUUGAUCCUCUCGCACCGAUGUACCCUCUAAUAAGGUCCUAUGUGCAUUUCAUAGACUCUCCCCUCCUGGAUCUCGUUGCGAUCAAUCAAAGGUUCUUGUUGGCGGGCACCAUGUCUGGUAAGGUUAUCCUAUACGAUACAGCCGCCGACGAAGUCGCCAGCGAACGAAAAGAUCACACUAAAUACGUCGUAAAACUGGCCGCUUGGAAGAUGCCGGACUGUAUCCUGGUAGCAAGUGCCGGAUGGGACGCCAAGGUCAAUAUCUACAGACUUCAGCUCGACGCCCAUGACAAUCUACGGCUCGGAGAACCUUUGAUAACCUCGACGUUGCCGACCAUCCCAGAGACAAUCAUAUUCAUAGAACGGGCUGGGUCAUCCUCACCUGUUCUACUGGUCACUCGAAGGGACUCUACUUGCCUUUUCUAUUAUGAUGUUCCAAUAUCAAACUCAAGCGCAAACGAGAUGACUCUAUUAGGAAGGCAGAAUUUGGUUCCACAUUCUAACGCGUGGAUCGUAUUCUCUCCCUCCGAUGUUCAAAUAUCUCCGGCUGAUCCUUCCAUUGCCGCAAUUGCCACUUCGUCGACUCCGCAUAUGAAGCUACUGGUCGUUCGUCUGCUUGUACCACCCAACCAGCAAGCGGGAACGGGAAUGAUGGCGGUAGAGAACGAUGCCGGACCUCCUCCAACACAAGCGGCACAAGCUCGAGCAGAACUGCGGCUCCAAGAUCGUGAAGAGGCAGCAAUCCUGGUCAGCAUUAACACUAUGGCUCCGCAGACAGCUUACUCCACACCCAAGCUUGCAUGGCGCCCCGAUGGAUCUGGAAUAUAUGUCACAGCCGAUGACGGAGUUUCGAGGUUUCGAGGCAAGCACUGGUAGACUAUUCGCGAGUCUAGACAAGCAUGACUCGGGCUCCAAAGUGCGUUGUCUGUGGGCGGGCUACAUCCAAGAUGACCCCGAACAUGGUCCCAAUAACGAUCUUGAGUGCCUUAUUAGUGGCGGCUUCGAUCAAAAGCUAAUCAUUUGGCGGACUGUAUAAUGUCGCUUUCGGAUUGCG